Molecule: messenger RNA, 1047 nt
Organism: Aureobasidium melanogenum CBS 110374
Lineage: Eukaryota; Fungi; Ascomycota; Dothideomycetes; Dothideales; Saccotheciaceae
Exons: 2
Coding region: 1-1047 (348 amino acids)
Source: RefSeq, a predicted model, not a curated record
AUGGCGGAUCCCCGGAUCAGUUCACGUGAAAUGCACACAGGAGCCGAACUAAACAGCGAACCUCGCCCUCAAGUGCCAACUUGGUCGGUGGCCAAUGCAAAGGAAGCAAAGCCAGUCUCGGAGCCAGAGAAUCAAACCACUGCAACCAAAGUUGACACGGAGCUCCCCAAUGGAAGUCACCCCGCUUCGACCGAUGCUGAUGCACAAUCCGACAUUGAUGAGCUAUUAGUUGGUGGUGAUGCUGAACCGGAACCUCCUCGCUAUGACGGUGACUUUGACAUCGAAAGACACGACUACUGGUGGAAUCUUCUGGAUCAGGACAAUCCUCGUCAUGCUAGAGCCUCCAAGGGCAUGCGCUAUGGCACGGAACGUAAUCCCAGAUGUGAUACGUGUGAGAGGCAAAACAGGGCAUGUAUGACUCGGCCAAACAGCCACGAUAAGACUGGAUGUGUCCGAUGUUCAUAUACACAAAGCGGGUGCUCGCAUGCCAGAGAAGCCAGAGAGUCUCACCAACAGCGAACUGGUUUCCCGCUUCUCAAAAUUGGAAGCGCUCGCAAACGUGACGAUAUGGACGACGACGGGUCUCGCAGUCCGCCAGUCGAGAUUGCAGUCAAGCGACCACGCUUGUCGAGUUACAGUGGUGGCUACCCAGAAGGGGCCAGGGGUCUGAAUGCUACCCCGUCUCGGCCUAAUUUUGAUGCACCUGCUUCCGUCAAUGGACGCCACUAUUCUCCGAUUCACAUACCGGGAUCAGUGGCAGAGAGGGAGCGAAGCGGUGCCAACGGUGACAGUACACGAUCUGCCCGACACGACGCCGAUGCUCGCCAGUACUACGACUCACAUAAUGACAUUUCCCGAGCCGAGGACAAAUACCAAGACAGAUAUCAAAACCAUGACCGUUAUGAAGUCUCUGCUCGCGAUAUGAACAACUUGUUUAAUCUGGUUGACAAGCUUCAACGAGAAGUGAGAAUACUUCGCAGCAAGCUGGAUGGUAUGGAGGCUCGCGUGGACCACUUGAGCGGAGCUGUCGACACCUACAGGUCAUAG